This is a messenger RNA of Dibothriocephalus latus, 543 nucleotides long. The record is from the annotation of a GenBank genome assembly. Lineage: Eukaryota; Metazoa; Platyhelminthes; Cestoda; Diphyllobothriidea; Diphyllobothriidae.
AUGCUUGUGGGUUUCAACGUCUCUAUUAGCGACAUGGGUAGCGAUGUUGUCGCAACGAUAUUUGAAACCAGGCCCACUAUCUUCUAUCGGCGCCUCUUUCUCAUCGGAACUCUGUGCGUUGUUCUCCCGCUCUGCCUUCUUCGCCGUAUAGAGCUCAUCAGCUGGGCUAGUUCAAUAGCCGUUCUAAUAUACGUGCUCUUCCUGACGCAUGUGGUUUUUGCCUGUGGUCUUCCCAAACUCUUCUACGGAAAUCCGUUGAGUCAUGUGCGCUGGUGGCGCAUAGAGGGUCUAGUUCACUGCCUCCCCGUGGUCGCCAGUUCGCUCUGUUUCCAGGUGCUUCAGUUGACAGUCACGAACAACGUCAACCGCGCCCCCUCCCUUCCACAGACUGAGCAUGACAAGGGCGACUUGCUCUCGCAUGAGUUUCAAGCGGGCCAAACAUGCACAGCACUUAGCUCACUCUUUUGUCAGGGCUACUGGUGGCGAGUUUGGACGCAGAAGCUGAGCAAGCUAAUCAUUCCUAUUGCCUCGGACAUGACAUAA